Molecule: messenger RNA, 600 nt
Organism: Owenia fusiformis
Lineage: Eukaryota; Metazoa; Annelida; Polychaeta; Sabellida; Oweniidae
Source: the annotation of a GenBank genome assembly
CGUCGACUUUGGAAAUGCAAUAAAUGUGACAGGUCUGGGUACGCAUGGCUGGUGGUCAAUAGAUCCGGGUACACAGGGAUCAAACGUUUGGCUGAUUCGUGGCUAUGGCUGGAAGAAUAGAUCAACAUUGAAAGAAUAUGCAAACGAAACAGAACUGAAGAAAAGGAAUCCAACGCGUUCAAUAAAAAAUAUCGCAGGAGUCACAUGUGGCGGAACUGGACACGCAAUCUACAAAGGUCAUUUAUAUUGUAACCGAGCUAAUACAAACAAAGUAGUGAAGAUCGACAUAAACACUGAAACCAUUGUCCAAGAGAGAGUCAUCCAAGAUGCCGGUUCCCAAGAUGAAUAUACAUACGACUGGGGUGGUUUAUCUAACAUUGAUUUCGCCCUUGAUGACAACGAUGUUAUGUAUGUCAUAUACGGAUGUUUUAGUAGAGCUGGAAUUAUGGCAGUGAGCAAACUUGAUAUGGACUCUCUUAGUAUCCUACAAACAUGGUAUACGUCAAUUAGUAAGAAUAAGGUUGGGAAUGCAUUCAUAGUAAAAGGAGUGCUUUAUGUGUUAAACAGCCACAGCAAACCAACUUAUAUAUCUUACUUUGA